UACAUGACGAUAAAGACCACACUGCUUGAUCACCAAUUUCCCGGUAUUUCUCGCCCGUAAUGCCAUCAAUUUGCUGUUCGGCGUUCGAAAAAUCCUCAGUUCGAACCGCCAUUUUGAAUUUGGCGCCCAGUAAGCAUGCGUCGAUAAGUACAGCCGCCGGGCAGCCGCCGAGAUUUCUUGACGGCCACGUGACACAGCGCCAUAUUGACUUCGAACGGACAACGAAAAUGACAGACAGAUACAACAUUCACAGUCAACUUGAACAUUUACAAUCAAAGUAUGUUGGCACUGGCCAUUCAGACACAACAAAAUUUGAGUGGCUGGUGAAUCAGCACAGAGACAGUUCAGCUUCUUACAUUGGACAUUAUAACCUACUGGAUUACUUUGCUUUAGUUGAGAAUGAAACAAGAGCCAGGACCAAAUUUAACCUUUUAGAGAAAAUGCUUCAACCUUGUGGGAAUCCACCACAUAGGCCAGAGGACUAAGACUUCAGUUAUGAUGUAAGAUGGACUCACGAUGGAUUGCAUUUUCCUCUUCUUUUCACUGACAUCCCAAGAAAAGUUUCACAGCACCUAGCCUUGGAUACAGUAGUAUAUCCGUAGGCCUUCUAAGCUCUUUCUGGCAGAGUAGUUUGUAGUAACCGCUAGGUUAUUUUAGUUGCCUCAGUUUUAAACUAUUUUUCUUUACUUGUAUUACGUUUAUAACAUUUCGCCGAUGGCGUAUUCAUAAGGAUCUUGGAACUAAAUGCCAUUAAAUUCAACAUUGCUGAAACGUCCUGUAAAAUAACAAAGCAUCUGCGUCAAAACACUGAAGAUAUGUAAAAACUAUUAAACUGUGCUGUCAGUUAAAGCUAUACAAUGUGUUCUUUGUCAACUCAAAAAAAAAGGGCAAAACACCUCGUGAGCGAUUGCGCGAAUAGUUGUACAGCUGUUUAAAAUAAAGGUUGUUAAUUUUGAUGCCA
Molecule: messenger RNA, 961 nt
Organism: Orbicella faveolata
Lineage: Eukaryota; Metazoa; Cnidaria; Anthozoa; Scleractinia; Merulinidae
Product: probable splicing factor 3B subunit 5
Source: RefSeq, a predicted model, not a curated record